Messenger RNA from Halichondria panicea, 2536 nucleotides. RefSeq lists its product as uncharacterized. Lineage: Eukaryota; Metazoa; Porifera; Demospongiae; Suberitida; Halichondriidae. The record is from RefSeq and is a predicted model, not a curated record. Gene Ontology annotation, molecular function: protein binding; ATP binding; protein kinase activity. The transcript is spliced from 6 exons. Bases 118 to 2433 code for a protein of 771 amino acids. Gene Ontology annotation, biological process: protein phosphorylation.
GACGUAGCGUGUCACGAGCUUCAAAUUUUCUACCGUUGCCAAUCGUUAAUCCUUCCCUUCCUAUAUCUUUGGUCUAAGCAAGCUCUGACAUCUCUGAGCUACUAUCCAUGACUUACAAUGCAAGCUCGGCUUCACACCUUUCUUGGUCGACUAUCUGUUGAACCACUACCUCGUAGUCGUCCAUUCUCUACUGCAGCUGACGGAUGCCAUUACAUGUGGAGGGGGGAUGGUCCAGGACUGAGGUCUAACAUCAUUGCUGUGUGUGACCCAAGGACUGAGCUGUGGAGUCUCUUGCCCACCACUGGACCUCUACCCCCUGGAGAGUGUGGUGGUCGCUCUGUUUGUGUAGGUCGUUACCUGUACACCUUUGGUGGUCGUGAAGGUUGGUCUUCUUACUUCAAUGGCAUUAGCAAGCUUGAUCUAGACACUCUCCAGUGGGCCAAAAUUCAAACUUCUGGUAGUCAGCCUAUGAAAAAAGGUGGUUGUGACCUUGUCCGUGUGAAUGAGAGAACUCUGUGCUGCUUUGGAGGAAUCGGUAUUGAGGGCUCCACACAACCAGGAUCAACAUUCACCAAGAUUAGACUGUCUGAUGGAAGUGGAUUGACAAACGAGUUCCAUUUAUUUGAUAUACAAAAUGGUGUCUGGUCGUCCCCUGAGCUCAGAGGAGAGAGACCUCCUCCCUGUAGUGGCUUCACCUUCACCAUGGUGGACCAGUACAGGGCAGUCCUCUUUGGAGGGAUCCAACCUGGCCAUCGUAAAGUCAAUGAUAUCUACCUGUUUGACUUCAGGACCAUGGAGGUGACUAAGGUGAAGCCAGCGCAGGGAGAGCCAUGGCCAGUGGGGAGGUCAGUCCAUGCUGCCUGUUGUCUCAACUAUGGCCAGGACCACCCUCAAUUACUGGUGUACGGAGGAUGUAGUGAUGACAGGGAGACACUGGGGGACAUGUGGAUAUUUAAUGUUGACACUGGCAAGUGGACGGAGGUGACACCUCCUGAGUCAAUGACACCACGUGGCCUUCACUCCAUCACUGCCACCAGUCUGGGACCAGGACUCACUGAGGUCCUUGUGUUUGGAGGCCUUCGGGAGUUGCUGGGAAAUAGCAUUGCAGAGACCACCCUACUGAGAUUCGAGUUGAUUGGACCUUCAGUGUUCGUUGCUGGACCCUCAACUGGGAAGUGGGCUCUCGUAGAUGUGGCCCACAACGACACUAGAGGCUCCGCCCAACGACUGAGUGAGAAGAGGAUCAGACAAGCAACUGCUCGUGCCUCAUCAGUCAGUAAGACCAGAGACCACUCCUCUCAAGACCGGGUGAGGGCUCUGGAACAACAGUUACGAGCAGCAGAGCAGAGAGAGCACGACACUCAACGUCAUCACCAACUACAGUUGCAAGACAAGGAUCGUGAAUUGGCUACAAAAGAUCGUGAAUUGACCGAGGCUAACCGUCGUCAUGGAGAUGCAGAGGAAAGAGUACAGCUGACAGAGCAAAGAGAGCAAGCUACACAAUUACUUUUACAAGUGAAAGAUCGUGAAUUGGCUGAGGCCAACACAAAAGAAGCUGACCUGUCUGCUCGAAUCACAGCUCUAGUGAGGGAGUUAGAAGGCAAGACGAAAGAGUUGGCAGCACACAACACAGAGGUAUGGAGGAUUCCGGCCAACAGUGUGAUCAUUGGCAGGAGGAUUGGCAAAGGAGGGUGGGGGGAGGUACUGGAGGGAACAGUAAGGGUGGCCAUCAAGCGAGUACACGAAGAAAUUGCCUACCCAAUUCACAUCGAAAAAAUGGAGAUAGAAAUGAGGCUAUUGGCUGAAGUGCGACACCCAAACCUUGUGCAAUUCAUUGGUGCUAUUUUUGAUGAGCAAAACCAAGUCAAUCGAUCCCCUCCUAUCCUCGUCUCCGAGCUUCUGGACAUGAAUCUCCGACAAGCAUACGAGUGGAAUCAACUAGACGCAGGAAACCGCCUCUCGAUCUUCAUGGACAUUGCCCUUGCUCUGGACUACCUGCACCAGCGCUAUGAUCCCAUCAUCCACCGUGAUGUGAGUGCUCCCAACGUCCUUCUCCAGCGAAUGCCCAACCACCAGUGGAAAGGGAAGGUCUCUGACCUCGGCUCAGCCAACUUCCUGCAGCAUGCUCAUACGAUAGGAGAGGGGGCCAUAAUCUACUCUCCUCCUGAAGUCAUCCCUCAAGCCUUUAAUCCUCUCACUCCACCUCUGAGACAGUCUGUCAAGAUCGAUGUGUACAGCUAUGGCAUUGUCCUCUGUGAGGUGACUGCUAGUCGAUUCCCAAGUGCUAAACAUUAUCGAGACAUGAUUCUCCAAGUAAAGAGGCAGCGUCCUGCAAUGUAUGAUCUGAUACUCCGUUGCACUAUGAGAGAGCCCAGCCAUCGACCCAACAUGGCACAAGUGAUUGUGGUACUGAACAAAAUAGAACCCUUUUAGCUAGAUCUAUAAAUGUGAACUAUAGUACCUUCCUUUUAGCCUCUACACAGGCUCUCCUUUUUCUGUUCUUUAUCACAAUCGUUCAAUAAGAUAAAAUACUGUA